This is a messenger RNA of Trichomycterus rosablanca, 1918 nucleotides long. RefSeq names its product cytochrome P450 4V2. The record is from RefSeq and is a predicted model, not a curated record. NCBI's taxonomy places the organism in Eukaryota, Metazoa, Chordata, Actinopteri, Siluriformes, Trichomycteridae. The transcript has 11 exons. Gene Ontology annotation, molecular function: monooxygenase activity; oxidoreductase activity, acting on paired donors, with incorporation or reduction of molecular oxygen; heme binding. Bases 43 to 1575 code for a protein of 510 amino acids.
AGUCUGCAGGACAUUCACUGAUGCCAGUUUAAUUUGAGCAAAAUGGCUUUACAUUUCGGAUUAUACAUUUUGGGGAGCAUAGCUUUAAUAAUACUGCUUAUUCUGCUGGCGUAUGUAGCAUUUCCUCCAGUUCAAAGCUACUUGCACAAAUGGAGGCAGAUGAGGCCCAUUCCAGGAAUGGAAGGUGCCUUUCCUCUCAUUGGCAAUGCACUGCAGUUUAAAACCAAUGCAGCAGAUUUUUUCAACCAGCUGGUCGAGGGCACCAGUCAAAACAGACACAGACCUCUAGUGAAAGUUUGGGUGGGACCCAUCCCCUUCCUCAUCUUAUACCAUGCAGAGAACAUUGAGGCUGUUCUUAGCAAUUCCAGGCAUCUAGAUAAAUCCUACUCGUACAGAUUCUUGCACCCCUGGCUUGGCACAGGUCUGCUUACUAGUACAGGAGACAAGUGGAGGAGCAGACGCAAAAUGCUCACCCCAACGUUCCACUUCUCAAUCCUUAUGGACUUCCUUGAGGUGAUGAAUGAACAGAGUGAUAUUUUAGUCCAGAAGAUGCAGAAACAUGUGGAUGGAGAACCAUUCAACUGCUUCAGCUAUAUAACACAGUGUGCUUUGGACAUCAUUUGUGAAACUGCAAUGGGUAGACGGAUUUAUGCACAGAGUAAUUCUGACUCAGAGUAUGUCCAGAGUGUGUAUAAGAUGAGUGACAUUAUCACUCGGAGACAGAGGGCACCCUGGUGGUGGUCUGACUGGAUUUAUAAUGCAUUAGGAGAGGGUAGAGAACAAGCAAAAAGACUCAAAAUCUUGCACACCUUCACAGCUGGUGUGAUAAAAGAGAGAGCAGAGUGUGCAAGUGAAGAAUCUGACAGUGAAUCAGACCAUGGCCCCAAAAAGAGAAGGGCAUUUUUGGACAUGCUGUUAAAAACCACAAAUGAUGAGGGUGCUGUGCUGAGCCACGAGGACAUUCAAGAAGAAGUGGAUACCUUCAUGUUUGAGGGGCAUGAUACUACAGCAGCUUCUAUAAACUGGGCGCUGCAUCUGAUAGGCGCUCAUCCUGAAGUCCAGAGGAAAGUGCAGGCGGAGCUACAGGAUGUGUUUGGUUCAAGUAAGCGCCAUGUGAGGGUGGAAGACCUCAAAAGGCUGCGCUACCUGGAGUGUGUCAUCAAGGAGAGCCUGCGAAUCUUUCCUGUCGUGCCUCUGUUUGCGCGCAGCAUCUGUGAAGACUGUCAUAUAAAUGGGUUUAAAGUUCCAGCAGGUGUGAAUGCCGUGAUCAUUCCAUAUGCUCUUCAUCGUGAUCCCCGUUUUUUCCCGGAUCCUGAGGAGUUUAGACCUGAGCGCUUCCUACCAGAAAACAGCACAGGAAGACACCCAUAUGCAUACAUCCCAUUCUCCGCUGGCCCUAGAAACUGCAUCGGUCAGCGGUUUGCUCUGAUGGAGGAGAAGGUAGUUCUUUCCUCAUUGUUGCGUCACUUUGACGUCCAGGCAUGUCAGAGUCGUGAAGAGCUGAGACCCCUAGGUGAGCUCGUCCUCCGACCAGAAAAGGGCAUCUGGAUCCGAUUACACAAGAGGACCAACUAAGCUAAAGCCAUAUAUAAAUGGAUGACACAUUAAAGGGAAAAAAAAACUAACAAAGUGUCUUUGGAAGAUGUUGAAGCCUCCAGAAGAGUUUUCAUGAACCUUGGUGGAGAUUCUGCAAAUUUCUGGACAUCCUUACAACUGUACAGGAAAAACAAAAAUCAUUCUAGCGAAGAUAUUCACUUUACUACUAAUUUGAUGAUAUUUGGUUUAGAGUGUUGUCUAGCAUAUCAGUUGAUACAUUUACCCUAGGUGUUCAAUCAAACUGUUUAGUGACCUCUUGUGUCUUGUGCAUGAGGGGCAAUACAGUGUCUAUCAGAAUAAAAAUGUUUAAUUAUAAUAAUGA